AGAGGCGAUUCCUCAGCUCCAGACUUCACUGGAGGAAGAGCCCCUGCCUUUGAUCAGACGGGAGGGGGUGCAGCUGUGUACAUACUAUUCUCCAGGGACAGCGCUCUUUCUUUCUCUCUCCCCCCCCCUCUCUCUCUCUCUCGCUCACUUACUGUUUCUCCCCCUCUCCCUCGCUCGCACUCUCUCUCACAUGCGCGCUCUCUCUGUCUCUCGCUCUCUUGCACUCUCUCUCUCGCUGUCUUUCUCUCUCUCUCUCCGGCUGGACCGUAUGCACCUCUGUCCCUGGGAACCGGCUCGCUCGCUCGCUCGCUCGCUCGCUCAUGGCUUGCUACUACAUCGUCAUCAGCUCCGCGCACCUCAGCAACGGUCACUUUCGGAACGUCAAGGGAGUUUUCCGCGGCCCCCUGGGAAAGAACGGGAACAGGAACUUGGAUUAUGCAGAGACACAGAAGACCGUGGUCAAAGCAGCCAACUUCUACUGUGAGCUGUGUGACAAGCAAUACUACAAGCAUCAGCAGUAUGACAACCACAUCAACUCAUACGACCACGCCCACAAACAGAGGUUAAAAGACCUGAAACAGCGGGAAUUUGCGAGGAACGUUGCAUCCAAAUCCUGGAAGGAUGAGAGGAAGCAGGAGAGAGCUCUUCGCCGUUUACACCACCUGGCAGAACAGCGCAGGGAGAUUCGAUGCGCCCCAGGCAGUGGACCCAUGUUCAAAUCCACCACGGUCGCAGUCGAAUGCAGUUUACGGGAAACGGGCCACGGAGGGAACACAGACAGGACCCGCCCCGCCGCGCCACUGGACACGGCUGCCCAGGAUGAUAUCCCCAGUGCCCGUAUGCCAGCCAAAAGCAGGCAGGCCCCGUCGUGCCAUACCAGCAGGGCCAAAAACCAAGCGUACCGAGAGAAAAUAGCCUUCUCCUUUUCCAUUCGGAAGAGGGCGUGCUUUAAGUUGGAGUCUUCAGCAGCCGUGUUCUCUGAGAGUUCGGAAGACAGACCCGCUGGGCUGUUCUGUGGACAGAGACUUAGAGAAGCACCUGCCAAGGCCAGUUUACCCAGUCUAAACAGUCCAACUAGUUCACCCACUCCAACCAGUUUACCCAGUCCAACCAGUCCAAUCAGUUUACCCAGUCCAACCAGUUUACCAAGCUCUGUCUACAGAGAGAAUGUUUGCAGCUCUGACUCCCAGCCAGAGAAACCCACCCAUGACAGGCUCAGUGCACAGAGUCAGGGGUCACCUGAGAGCCUAAGUGCACAGGGUCAGGGGUCACCUGAGAGCCUCAGUGCACAGGGUCAGGGGUCACCUGAGAACCUCAGUGCACAGGGUCAGGGGUCACCUGAGAGCCUCAGUGCACAGGGUCAGGGGUCACCUGAGAACCUCAGUGCACAGGGUCAGGGGUCACCUGAGAGCCUCAGUGCACAGGGGUCACCUGAUGGCAUGGUGAGCAGCGACAUUUCAGUGGCGGUUACCGACCUGCGUGCUCUGCUAAUUUAUUCUGAGGAUGUGCUCGUCCCCUGUAUCUCCAAAUUACCCAGCUUUCCUUUCCACCUAAAGAGCACAAGUUUGCUUUUAGAUAUGGAAGAGUCACUGGAGCGUUUGAAAAGAGGUGCACUGGGAACGGCAGACCAGGUGGGAAGUAUCUGCCCCGAAAUGCUCAGAAGUUCCACAGAUGGGGAUGGGGACUUAGCAGGUGGUACUGAUGUUCCCUCAGGAGUAGACUCCGCACAGUCAGUGGGAAAAGGGGAAAGCUUAGCGGUAAAUGUCCGUCGUGAGUUCAGGAAGCCCAGCCAUGCUUUCUGCUCUGUCCUGAGUAAAGAUGGCGGUACUGUUCUCCAGUGGCCUGUGGAGAUGCUGGCAUACACCAGGACACAGCCCGCGCUGUCGUACAGCUGCAACCCUCUCCAUUUCGACUUCAGAGCUGUGCGCAGUCCAGCAGGGACGGGGGACCAUGGGGGUGGAGUGAGAGAGGCACAGCUCGUACCCACUACUACCGAUACAGGUGUGGAAGAGACUUUACACCCUAAUAAGCACAGAGACCACGCCUCCCACAGCCAGGGAGAGCUUCUGAGAGCUCCUGUAUGGAACAUUCCAGACUGGGAAAAUUCUCAGAGCCACCAGGAUUCAGAUGAGCAGAUGGAGGGGCACAAUGGCUACAUCACAAAAAGCUUUCUCAGAGUGAACAGGAAGAGGAAGUGUGGGGAGGACUGGAAAGAAGGCACCACCAGCAAGAGAGGUGUGGAGAAACUGGGGGGCAGAGAAAGGAGAGCCCAUAAAAGGCACAAAAAGAGGAGGAGGAGGAGGAGGAGGAGAAGGACGGACAAGAAUACAGCCAGGAGAGACGAGAGCAAUGCUGGGGAACCCGAUACGCUGCUGAAACAGGUAGAGUGCUGGGAGCCAGUCCUCCUGCAUUUUAGAGGCAACACCUCUCUCCAAAAUCAGUAUGACAGCAGCAGCAUAACUCCUGAAAAUCAGAGUGAGACCAGCACAACUAAUGACGAUCAACAUGAGAACAGCAGAACUGCUGAAAAUCAGCAUAAGAACAGCAGAACUCCUGAAGAUCAGCAUGAGAACAGCACAUCUCCUGAAGAUCAGCAUGAGAACAUUAGCAGAACUCCUGAAGAUCAGCCUGAGAACAUCAGCAGAACUCCUGAAGAUCAGCAUAAGAACAGCAGCAGAACUCCUGAAGAUCAGCAUGAGAGCAGCAGAACUCCGGAAGAUCAGCUUGAGAGCAGCUGUGAUGCAUGGAGCUGGAGGCGGGAAGCAGAUGGCUGCAGCAGGGGUGAAGCAGAGUUGGGUGCAGCGGUGGGGGGCUGUGAGGGGAAUCUGCACCACCCAUCACAGGAACAGCCGCUGGUCACAGGGUGCGGCUAUAAUGACUGUGCUGGGCUUGACACAGAGAUAUCCUGCACCACCGACACAUGGCACUACAGCCAGAUCUCACACCAACGCUGCUCCACAAAGAGACAGCGGGGAUCUCAGAGCAUGGAGGAGGAGGAGUGUGUCCUUCAUCAGGAGAGGUGCUCAAACUGUAGUUCAGGUAGGCCAGGUAAGUCAGCCAAUAGAAACUGCAUUCAGGGCAGUGUGAGAGGCUGCUGUGAACUGAAGAGCAGGGGGAAAAGAUUGAGACUCUGUCAGGACUCUGAGAAGGAGUUGGACCCUGAGGAACGUUCUGGAAAUUUACUAGUAAAUAGAGGUUCUGUGUUGCCUGAACAGGAAGUGGGUGAGACUCCAGUCUGUGAACACAGAAACAAAAGACUGAAAGGUCCUGAAGAAGUCACACGGCAGAACUCGAGCCACGCAGGUGCGAGUCGUGAGAGAUCACUUCUGCUUGACGCGCAGCGUUUGAACAGCCAAUCAGAGUGUGCGUGUCAGGAGGGGAGGCGGAGCCCAGAGAGCUCAGAGACGGCCAAUGCUGGGAGGUAUUUCCCCCCUGCCAAUCCUGCGACGGGGCAUCCCCCCUCCAGCCCUGAGAAACGCAGGCUUGUGCUGCACCCACAGGCCUUCCCCAGGAUCUCCCCCUCAGGGCCUCCCCCCCUGCGGUAUCCCACAUGCCCCCCCACGCCCAUAUCGCCCGCCUCCAUCACCAUCCACCACAGAGUACUAGAGCCCCCUCCUCUGCUCCUCCCCCACAGCUUGCCCCUCACCCGUUUGCCCCUCGGGACGGAUAUGUGCCCCUGUCUGUUCUUUUCCCCCGCCAGCCUGCAGCCUUUCAGUGUCUCCUUCCACCCGCUGCCCCUCCCGAUGCCCUGCCCACUGCCCCGCCCAGUGAUGAUUUCAGCCCUCCAGCCUGUCGUUCCACUGCAGCCUCUGCUAUAAGAACACUGUCACAUGACUCAAACAAACUUUUUGCAUGCUACAACAUAUUAAAUGAUUUUUUUUUUUUUAAGUGUUUUCGGUGCAAGACUAAAAGAAUGAGGAGAGCUUCAUUUUUGUUUCUCUCGAGAGAGCCUCUGUUUAAUUGUUCGGCUUCUGUCAGAACUGAAAUCUGCCCGAGUAGCUUUUUUUUUUUCUCAUUUAACGUGAGCAGUCCUGCACAGACCAUUUAACACAGGUUAAUGGAGGCUGCAGUCUAUGUGUAUUUAUGAAGGGUUGAGUGUUGCAGUAUUUCACUGCUAAGACAGUGAAAGCGGCAUUGUAGCUUUCAUUAAUGCACACUAUAUGCAGAAUUAAAUACAACAUGAAAAAACAGGCUCAACUUGCAUGGCCUACAGCUAAUUAAUGAAGAACGUGGCUGACAAAUGGUUCAAGAUUCAUGGACUUUUUACAAGAGAGUGUAGGCGUAUGUAUCAUUAAACCCUUUGAACAUGGUGUGUCUUCGUCAGAGUUUGCCUGUUAAGACUACAAAAACAAAAGCACUUGCCAAUGUGAAACAACCACAAAAAAGCAGAGUUUGUGACAACAGUCAUGAGGAUACAGAUUAAAUCAUAUAUUUUUCAUAAAGAAUAUAACAAACAUGAUUAUGGGUUGCAAAAUUAAAAUAUUAUAAUGUCAUUAUGAUCUAAUGAACAGUUAUCUACAGUAAUAUAUCAUCAUUGCUAUCAUCAGAGUAGAACCAGGUGGCCACAUUAUUUAAUAUUCACUAUGCAAUGCUCUGCCUAUUUGAUAUACUGUACAUAGAAAGAUGUUAAUGUUGUACAUUACGAUUUAUCUAAUACACUUGUAAGAUUUAUUCAUGUUUUCAAGUUCAUGUUUUUUUUUUUUACGUGUAAUGCACUCUGUAUGUGUUGUUUACACAAACGGAUCCAAUGAUGUUUUAUAGCACAAUUUCACUAUGAUAAAACUAAUAAAGCAGAGUGCAAAAUCUGACUUUUUUUCCUUUCCUGCAGAAUUGUGCAUCUGAAAGAGUCAAAAGCUCUGAGCAGUUCAAAAAACUUCUUCAUGCCACCUGACUGGCUUUCAUGAAAUUUCCUGGCUUCAGCUUCUCCUUCACAAGCGACCCAUACCUCUGCUCCUCGUUUGAUUUUGAGCAGUGGAGCUGAUGGACAUGAUGUCUUUUGGAGUCUCAGUCACUGUUAGAGGAUGGCUAGCACCCUCUCUUCCUCAGAAACAGCAGGGUAUACUACAGAAAGACCAGCUAUGAUUGAGUCUCUGUUACAGCAGGGUACACUACAGAAAGACCAGCUAUGAUUGAGUCUCUGUUACAGCAGGGUACACUACAGAAAGACCAGCUAUGAUUGAGUCUCUGUUACAGCAGGGUAUACUACAGAAAGACCAGCUAUGAUUGAGUCUCUGUUACAGCAGGGUAUACUACAGAAAGACCAGCUAUGACUGAGUCUCUGUUACAGCAGGGUAUACUACAGAAAGGCAUGUCAUACCCAACCGUGUUCUUUGCACCUGAAGACUGACAACAGGCUUCUGACGACUCAACACAAUCACGCUUGCCAUCGCUCCUGUAGUAAGAGAUUAUUUUGAGUGUUUACUGCCUUGGACAGAGCCAGUGGGUUCUAGAUGAUUCCACUGACUUGGAAGUGGCAAUGCAAAUGCGCCUUCACGUUUACAGAUGUUAAUAUGCAUUUUUGCCAGUUACCACAGGGACUGCAUCCAACAGUUUUCUAUAAAUGUGUGCCAGUAGCAUUGAAUGACUUUGCUAAGCCAUACUCUGAUACAGUAUGAAAAUGCAGCAGGAACUGAAGAACAUCUGAAGCUGCUGGACAAGCUCCUUUCCAGGUGCACCUUCUGGGCCAAUCCAGUCAAAAUGCACCAAGAAAAAACAUUGAGCCUCAUUCACAAAACUUUUCUUAAAUUAAUCUUAUUACAGGAUAACCACAAAUGCACCCCAGUGUGAGAAAUGUCUUCUUUAUCAGAGAAACCCUUCCUGCUGCCUCUUUACAGUGAGAAAGAGGAGGACAGCAUUCCAUUUGUGUUAACUCUGGCCUGGGGGGUUUGAGUACAGUGUCCCUACCCAGUUAAUUAAUUGGCUAAAAUUAAGUUCAUAAAGGGUCCUGAAUAAUUAAAGCCAAUCCAGCUGAUCAAAGGCUUCUUUUGGCUUCCAAUGAGACUCAAUAGUGGGGUUUUUUCCACAAGUUUGCCAAAUGAAUGUUUUUAAAUAGUC
Molecule: messenger RNA, 6054 nt
Organism: Anguilla rostrata (American eel)
Lineage: Eukaryota; Metazoa; Chordata; Actinopteri; Anguilliformes; Anguillidae
Product: G patch domain-containing protein 8-like
Exons: 4
Coding region: 321-3818 (1165 amino acids)
Cellular component (GO): nucleus
Source: RefSeq, a predicted model, not a curated record